GCGCGGGCGCAGCUGCCCGGGGCUGGGGCGUUUCAUCUGCGCCGGCCUGUGGGGCGGGCAUCACCCUGGGCCACGCGCUGAUAUUCUCCAUCACACUCAGAAAAAGUUACUCAUACGGUGGUCUUAUAAAGGGUCUGAAGUGGUCAAAUUGUCCCUUUUUAGAAACGGAUAGUUUUAGGUCUUAAAGAUGUCCUAGAAAUUAGCCUUACAAGCCCGGCUAUGUCAUUUUAUGGAAGAAGAAAUUGUCUAGACGAAUAACAUGAGGUCACAUAGAAUCCCACUUUUGGUGACUGCAAGUCAAGAAAGUAAAAGUAAACCAUUGCUAUCUUUCACCGUAAAUAUCCUGUGUUUUAUUGCUCAGAACAUCCAGUUUUUCUAAUACUCGUGAUGUCAGAAGGGAAACCUCCUGACAAAAAAAGGCCUCGUAGAAGCUUAUCAAUCAGCAAGAAUAAGAAAAAAGCAUCUAAUUCUAUUAUUUCGUGUUUUAACAAUGUACCACCUGCUAAACUUGCCUGCCCCGUUUGCAGUAAAAUGGUGCCUAGAUAUGACUUAAACCGGCACCUUGAUGAAAUGUGUGCUAACAGUGACUUCGUUCAAGUGGAUCCAGGGCAGGUGGGCUUAAUAAAUUCAAAUGUGUCUACAGUAGAUUUAACCAGUGUUACCUUAGAAGAUGUAACACCAAAGAAGUCACCACCACCAAAGAGAAAUUUAACCCCUGGCCAAAGCGAUUCAGCAAAAAUGGACGUAAAGCAGAAGACCAGUCCCUACUUUAAAAGUAAGGAUGGUGUGGUGUGCAAACAUCAAGAUACGCUGAGAAAUCGUAGUGUGAAAGUCAUUUGUUUGGGAAGCCUAGCAUCUAAAUUGUCCAGAAAAUACGUAAAGGCUAAAAAAUCAAUAGAUAAGGAUGAAGAAUUUGCCGGUUCUAGUCCACAGAGUUCCAGAUCCACAGUUGAUAAGAGCCUGGUUGAUAACUCUUCAGAAAUUGAGGACGAGGAUCAAAUUUUGCAGAACAGUUCUCAAAAAGAAAACGUGUUUGUAUGUGAUUCUCUGAAGGAAGAGUGUAUUCCCGAACAUAUGAUGAGGGGAAGUAAAAUAAUGGAAGCCAAAAACCAAAAGGCUACCCAGGAAUGUGAGAAAUCAGCCCUCAGCCCUGGCUUCUCAGAUAAUGCAAUCAUGUUAUUUUCACCAGAUUUCACUCUUGGGAAUACAUUAAAGUCUACUUCAGAAGACAGUCUUGUAAAGCAAGAGUGUAUCCAAGGAGUGGUUGAAAAACGUGAGGCAUGUCGUGAAGAAGUAAAAAUGACUGUUGCUUCAGAAGCUAAAAUGCAGCUGUCAGAUUCAGAGGCAAAAUCUCAUAGUUCUGCAGAUGAUGCUUCUGCAUGGAGUGACAUCCAAGAACCUCCUUUGCAGGAUAACAGUUGCUUAAACAGUGAUAUCCCUUGCAGCAUUCCUUUGGAGCAGGGGUCAAGCUGCAAUGGUCCCGGUCAAACAACUGGUCAUCCUUACUACCUUCGGAGUUUCCUUGUGGUGCUGAAAACCGUACUUGAGAAUGAAGAUGAUAUGAUGCUCUUUGAUGAGCAGGAGAAGGGAAUCGUAACUCAAUUUUAUCAGUUAUCAGUUACUGGUCAGAAGUUAUAUGUAAGGCUCUUUCAACGUAAAUUAAGCUGGAUUAAGAUGACUAAAUUAGAAUAUGAAGAGAUUGCCUCAGACUUAACACCUGUGAUUGAAGAAUUGAAGAAUGCAGGCUUUCUACAGACAGAAUCUGAGUUGCAAGAACUCUCUGAAGUGCUUGAACUCCUUUCUGCUCCUGAACUAAAAUCCCUGGCCAAGACCUUCCAUUUGGUGAAUCCCAAUGGACAGAAACAGCAGCUGGUGGACGCCUUUCUCAAAUUGGCCAAACAGCGUUCAGUCUGCACUUGGGGCAAGAAUAAGCCUGGAAUUGGUGCAGUGAUUUUAAAAAGAGCCAAAGCCUUGGCUGGACAGUCAAUACGAAUCUGUAAAGGCCCCAGGGCUGUGUUUUCCCGGAUCUUGCUGUUGUUUUCGUUGACCGACUCCAUGGAGGAUGAAGACGCCGCUUGUGGAGGUCAGGGACAGCUUUCAACGGUCCUGUUGGUCAACCUUGGCCGAAUGGAGUUUCCGACUUACACCAUCAAUCGGAAAACCCAAAUCUUCCAAGACAGAGAUGAUCUUAUCAGAUAUGCAGCAGCCACGCACAUGCUGAGUGACAUUUCUUCCGCAAUGGCCAACGGGAACUGGGAAGAAGCUAAGGAUCUCGCUCAGUGUGCAAAAAGGGAUUGGAACAGACUGAAAAACCACCCUUCUCUGAGAUGCCACGAAGAUUUGCCACUCUUUCUGCGGUGUUUUACUGUUGGGUGGAUUUAUACAAGGAUUUUGUCUCUGUUUGUGGAAAUACUGCAGAGACUUCACAUGUAUGAGGAAGCCGUCAGAGAACUUGAAAGCCUUUUGUCUCAGAGAAUUUACUGUCCUGACAGCAGAGGCCGGUGGUGGGAUCGACUGGCCCUGAACUUACACCAGCACUUGAAGCGCCUGGAACCGACUAUCAAGUGCAUCACAGAGGGGCUGGCGGAUCCGGAAGUCAGAACGGGACACCGCCUUUCACUCUAUCAGCGAGCCGUGCGCCUGCGGGAGUCUCCGAGCUGUAAAAAGUUCAGGCGCCUCUUCCAGCAGCUCCCAGAAAUGGCUGUGCAAGAUGUGAAACACGUGACCAUCACAGGCAGGCUGUGCCCGCAGCGUGGAAUGGGCAAGUCUGUGUUUGUGAUGGAGGCCGGGGAGGCCGCUGACCCCACCACGGUCCUGUGCUCCGUGGAGGAACUGGCACUGGCUCAUUACAGACGCAGCGGCUUUGACCAGGGGAAGGGUGAUGCUAUUGGGGAAGACUUGCAAAUGCCAGUAAAGACAGAGAGAUACAGUAGGCCUGAAACGGUUAGAAAUAGAAGAAGAGAAUGCCCGUUCAAGGCCCCAAGAGACGUGGAAACUGGACACUUGCUGGAGGAGGAAGCAGGCUGGGACGUGGGAGCGCUGAAAUGCUUGCAGUUGAGCCAUGAGCCUGAAAAACACACGAUUCCUUUCCCAGAGUAGAAACUAUUUUUCCCUGAUUAAAAUCAAUGCAGUGAAACUGAGCUGAACUCUGGCUGCCAGGCUUUAUGCCACAGGGAAUUUUGUGUCAGAGCGAUCUCAGCCUCUUCCGGGAGGUGAUUUCUGAAUUACUCAGAAGGACUGCAUCAAAAAUGAUUUCACUUAUAACACAAACGCACAGCAGGGACCUCUUAGGAGUUAAGGAACGAACCAGGCAUGGUAGCUUACACUUGUAAUCCCAGCACUUUGAGAGGCUGAGGCAGGAGGAUCACUUGAACUCUGAAGAUGGAGGUGGGAGGAUCUCUUGACCUCUGGAGGUCAAGGCUGCAGUGAGCCCAGACUGCCACUCCACUCCAGCCUGGGUGACAAGAGUGGGACCCUGUCUCAAAACAAAACAAAACAAACAAAAAGGAGGUCAGAAAUGAUCUAGCCUCUCUAUUCCUGCCUGAUCAUCAGUGUAUUCAGCAGGACGGAAGGCUGACUGGAAAUCAGGUCCCAGCUCCACUCCUGGCUGGGAAAGAGCAUGAAGUGUUCUAGGAAGAAAAGUCCUCCUGGGAGACUUGGCAACAGCCAGGAGCCCUGAGUGAACCACUGUCCUUUUGCAUCCCCGAGACGGGCUGCAGGGAUUAGGAGCCAGAACUGAGGAAGCCAGGACAGAGCAGCACGGCCUCAGAAGCGCAGGACAGAGGUGACCCCGGCAGGCGUGACAGGCCGUGGCUGCCUGCUCUCUGCUCUCACGGCGCCCCGACCCCGCUCACUGUGGUCUGGUGCAGAUGGGCUGGGGCCUGUACAUGUCAAGGUGGGACCAGCCACAGGAGCUUCGCCGCCAGUACUGGCGUGUCAGGAUGGGGCUCCGGUGGUCAGCACCUCCUCUGGCCAGUGGUCCUGUGGGGAGAGGCAUCCGUGCGGCCUCCCCCCUUGUCGGGUGUGCUGAUGUGCAGAGAAGCAUGGGCUUGGAGGGCAGCUGGAUGAGCUGGGGCUUGCUCAGGGACACGGGUCCGUGUGCUGUGCCAAGGCUGAGCCCUUCAUCCCACACCAGAUCUUGUCUCUGACUCUGUGCCCUCAGCACCUGACUUCUGUCUCUCAAGUCAUCUCCCAGUCAGUAAAACAUUUGUGUGACACGAUGAGGGGGACUGAAGUGGGUGGUCUUUAAGGCCAGAGGUCUCUAUAAAAGCCUUGACUAUUGGAAGCACUGGGCUAGGGCAGUGUAGUGCCCGGGGGACGAGGUGCAUCAGAGCAGCACCCGCUGAGGCCAAGAAUGGAGGUGGCUGCUGCCGGCCUCCUGGGAGGUCCCCUCAGGGAAGCAUUUCUUCAGGGGUGGCCAGGGACCUCCUGCGCCAGGGCCUGCAUGGGGAUUCAGUGUCAGCCCAGCCCUGCUAAGUCCCAGCCUUCGGAGCCUGAGGAGGGUAUCUGCUUAUUUUUCUUUUAAACAUGUUUCUUAGAUUAUUCACUAAAGUUUGAGAACCACUGCUUUGUGACUUUGAAAUGUUCAUUUGAAUUUCUCUAUGAUUAUUAAGAUUUUUGCCUUUAAGGCUCUGUAUAUAUACUGUAUAAAAUGAGCUGGGAAUGGCAUAAAAACAG
Molecule: messenger RNA, 4677 nt
Organism: Macaca mulatta (Rhesus monkey)
Lineage: Eukaryota; Metazoa; Chordata; Mammalia; Primates; Cercopithecidae
Source: RefSeq, a predicted model, not a curated record